Colias croceus (clouded yellow) is the source of this 3482-nucleotide messenger RNA. RefSeq names its product transcription elongation factor SPT5 (gene Spt5). The coding region runs from base 106 to 3369 and encodes 1087 amino acids. NCBI's taxonomy places the organism in Eukaryota, Metazoa, Arthropoda, Insecta, Lepidoptera, Pieridae. Gene Ontology annotation, biological process: regulation of DNA-templated transcription elongation; transcription elongation-coupled chromatin remodeling; transcription elongation by RNA polymerase II. The transcript is spliced from 7 exons. Gene Ontology annotation, molecular function: mRNA binding; protein binding. The record is from RefSeq and is a predicted model, not a curated record. Gene Ontology annotation, cellular component: DSIF complex.
UUUACUUAUUGCUACGUAUGGUUACAAAUUGUGUAAAGAUAUUUUAUUUAAGUUCUAAUAAAAAACAUAAAUGAUUUUAUAACGGUAAAAAUUAAGUAAGUGAUAAUGUCGGAUUCGGAAGCCAGUAAUUAUUCGGGGAGUGGAUCAGAGGCCGGUAGUGUAGUAUCGAAUAGGUCAAGAAGAAGUGCUGCAUCAAACCGAUCGGCGAGGUCCCGAUCUGUGUCGCGUUCGCGGUCACGCUCGCGAUCCCGUUCCCAGUCAGGUAGCAGGAGUCCCUCUAGAAGUAGAAGCCCUUCCAGAUCACGGUCUAGAUCAAGAUCUAGAUCACGAUCGCGUUCUAGGAGUCGAUCUGCAGAAUCUGGCGGUGGACGUAAUAGAGAUGAUGAAGCUAAGGAGGCAUCUGGUGACGAAGAAGUAGAGGAUGAACAAGAACCAGAAGGAGACGAUUUAGUGGAUUCAGAAGAAUAUGACGAGGAUGAAGAAGAGGAAAGGCGACGGAAGAAACGCAAGAAGGACAGCAGAUAUGGAGGUUUCAUUAUUGAUGAGGCUGAGGUUGAUGAUGAAGUUGAUGAAGAUGACGAAUGGGAGGAGGGAGCACAAGAAAUGGGUAUUGUUGGCAAUGAAGUGGACGAAAUUGGUCCCACUGCUAGAGAAAUUGAAGGUCGUCGCCGUGGAACCAACCUCUGGGACUCACAGAAAGAAGAAGAAAUUGAAGAAUACCUUAGAAACAAAUAUGCUGAUGAAUCAGCCGCGCUUAGACAUUUCGGUGAAGGUGGCGAAGAAAUGUCCGAUGAAAUUACGCAACAAACACUGUUACCAGGCAUCAAAGAUCCCAAUUUAUGGAUGGUCAAAUGUCGUAUCGGCGAAGAAAAGGCCACAGUACUCUUGCUUAUGAGAAAGUAUAUUACGUAUCAGUACUCUGAAGAACCAUUCCAAAUUAAAUCGGUUGUUGCGCCCGAGGGUGUAAAGGGUUAUAUUUAUAUAGAGGCCUACAAACAAACACAUGUGAAAGCGAUUAUAGAAAGCGUAGGUAACUUAAGAAUGGGUGUGUGGAAGCAAGAGAUGGUUCCCAUCAAGGAAAUGACAGAUGUAUUAAGAGUGGUCAAAGAACAAUCGGGUCUUAAGCCGAAACAGUGGGUGCGGCUAAAGAGAGGUCUCUACAAGGAUGAUAUAGCCCAAGUAGAUUAUGUAGAUUUAGCUCAAAAUCAAGUUCAUUUAAAACUUUUACCUAGAAUUGAUUACACAAGACUCAGAGGUGCGUUACGAACUGUGCAAAGUGAAAAUGAAGCCGCGAAACGGAAAAAGAAACGCCGACCCGCUGCAAAACCCUUCGAUCCAGAAGCUAUCAGAGCUAUUGGCGGAGAAGUUACCUCUGACGGUGACUUCUUAAUUUUCGAAGGCAAUAGAUAUUCAAGAAAGGGCUUUUUAUAUAAAAACUUUUCAUCAACUGCUAUUCUUGCAGAAGGUGUUAAACCAACUUUGACAGAAUUGGAACGGUUUGAGGAGCAACCUGAAGGAAUCGAUAUUGAACUCGCCGCACCGGCUAAAGACGAUCCCACAAGCUUGCACUCUUUCUCAAUGGGUGACAAUGUUGAAGUGUGCUCCGGAGAUCUCGCUAACUUACAAGCGAAAAUUAUAGCUAUAGACGGAUCCAUGAUAACAGUUAUGCCAAAACACGACGCGUUGAAAGAUCCUCUAGUUUUCAAACCGAAUGAAUUAAGGAAAUAUUUCAAAUUGGGAGAUCACGUAAAGGUAUUAGCGGGCAGAUAUGAAGGAGACACAGGUUUGAUCGUGCGAGUGGAGGCACAGAGAGUAGUUCUCGUAUCAGACUUGACUAUGCACGAACUCGAGGUUUUGCCACGAGAUUUGCAAUUGUGCUCAGAUAUGGCAACUGGUGUAGAUUCCCUGGGUCAGUUCCAAUGGGGUGAUAUGGUUCAGUUAGAUCCACAAACCGUCGGCGUAAUCGUUCGUUUAGAAAAAGAAAACUUCCACGUGCUCGGAAUGCAAGGAAAAGUCAUAGAAUGCAAACCGCAAGCUUUACAAAAGCGGCGCGAAAAUCGAUUCACGAUGGCGCUUGACUCUGAACACAAUUCGAUACAGAGGAAAGACAUAGUGAAAGUGAUAGACGGGCCGCACGCGGGCAGAGACGGUGAAAUAAAGCACUUGUACAAAAAUUUCGCGUUCUUACAAUCAAGAAUGUAUCUAGACAACGGUGGUAUAUUCGUGUGCAAAACGCGACACUUACAACUAGCGGGCGGAGCGAAGAACAACGCGACGGCGAACGGCUUGGCUUUAGGUUUCAUGUCGCCGCGUAUUCAAUCGCCGAUGCAUCCCUCGGGAAGAGGAGGGGGGAACAUGCGCGGGAGGGGGAGAGGAGGGAGAGGAGGGAUGGUGUCGAGGGGGGAUCGGGAGUUAGUGGGAGUGACGAUAAAGAUAACGGGCGGGCCGUUCAAGGGAAAUGUGGGGAUAGUGCGCGUGGCAACAGGGGCCACGGUAAGGGUGGAACUGCACUCGUCGUGUCAGACGAUAUCGGUGGAGAGGAGCCAUAUUGCGGUGGCGGGCGGGCCCACCGGGGCAGCAAGGGGAGGGGCGUCCAGCUACAGCCGCACACCAAUGCGCGCGGGCGGGUCGCACACACCCACCUACCGCGACACGGGUAUCAAGACGCCCAUGCACGGAUCAGCGACACCGAUCUACGAAGCCGGGAGUCGUACACCCCACUACGGGUCCAGCACACCCGCGCACGACGGGGGAAGGACUCCCGCGCACGGUGCGUGGGACCCGGCCGCUGCUAACACGCCGGCAAGACCAGACUUUGAUUAUGGCCUGGAUGAUGAUCAGCCCCCCGCCUAUGAGGGCACGUCGUAUGCACAGGGUCCGUUCACACCCCAAACGCCGGGCACGAUGUACGGCUCAGAUCACACGUACAGUCCGUACCGACCAUCACCCAGCCCGAGCGGGUACACAGGGGGGUACCUCGGCACCCCAAGCCCGGGGGGUUACUCCCCCCGCUCCCCGUACGCGGGGGGUUCUCCAACCCCGGACUGGCACGCGCCGGACCUGGAAGUGCGUGUGCGGGAUAAGGGGGAUGGGCUUGGGGGUCAAACAGGGGCGCUGCGGGGGGUCAGUGGGGGCGUGUGUACCGUGUACCUGCCGGGGGAGGACCGGUCUGUCAGUUUGCAGGCGGAUUUAUUGGAGCCCGUCGUGCCGCAGCGCGGGGACAGGGUUAAGGUGAUAUCUGGCGACGACCGAGAAGCGGUCGGUGAGCUGAUCUCCAUAGAGGAUAAGGAAGGAGUCGUCAAGUUUGUCGGCACGGACGACAUCAAGAUCAUGCAAUUACGCCGCCUUUGCAAAAUGGCGAACGUCUAAAUUGACACUGACAUUAAAAAUGGUGGCAAAAUUGACGGCUGUUUUAGAUUAACCUAAAAACGGAUAAAUAAAAUAUGUAAAGAUGUAAAUUCCGGAACAUUAUUGUAAAAGAA